AUGGCUCUUAAUUGCUUUUAUAACACAUGGAUGUUUUCAGAAGUAGAAGAGCAGGAGUCAAACAGAAAGUUCUCCUCAGAAGGAAGAUUUCCUAAAGCAUGUAUCUGAGAAUUCAUCAGUGUGGCAGUGGGACUGGUCAGCAUUAGAGGUGUGGACAGUGGCCUUUACCUUGGAAUGAAUGAGAAGGGAGAGCUCUAUGGAUCCGAGAAGCUAACUUCUGAAUGCAUCUUCAGGGAGCAGUUUGAGGAAAACUGGUACAACACUUACUCCUCCAAUGUGUACAAACACGGAGAUUCAGGGCGGCGAUACUUCGUAGCACUUAACAAAGACGGUACCCCCAGAGAUGGGGCAAGGUCCAAAAGACACCAGAAGUUCACGCAUUUCCUGCCGAGACCUGUGGAUCCUGAAAGAGUUCCAGAACUGUACAAAGAUGUGCUUGGAUACAGCUGA
Messenger RNA from Tinamus guttatus (white-throated tinamou), 450 nucleotides. The record is from RefSeq and is a predicted model, not a curated record. Lineage: Eukaryota; Metazoa; Chordata; Aves; Tinamiformes; Tinamidae.